Molecule: messenger RNA, 841 nt
Organism: Aspergillus candidus
Lineage: Eukaryota; Fungi; Ascomycota; Eurotiomycetes; Eurotiales; Aspergillaceae
Exons: 1
Coding region: 42-635 (197 amino acids)
Source: RefSeq, a predicted model, not a curated record
CAACAUCCCACCUUCCCCACAAACCCAUCCACCCGCCCAUCAUGCCCAAAUUCCACUACGCAAACUCCUCCGACCCCGUCCCUGGCGAUGGCAACAACCUCCCCUCCCAAUUCACCAUAAACGUCCCCUCCCAAACCGACAUCUGGACCAAACCCCCAACCACAACCCGCUUCAACGCCCCUAUCCUCUACCGACCCAUCCCUAUCUCCUCCUUCCAGCGCAUGCGCGUCAACUUCACCGCCAACUGGGAACACCAGUACGACCAAGGCGGCCUCAUCUUCGUGCUAAACGGCACAGAUGGCUCCCGCAAGUGGAUCAAGACCGGCAUCGAGCUGGUCGAUGGCCGGCCCCGUCUCAGCACCGUCACCUGUGACCGCGCCGCGGAUUGGAGUCUCGUGUCUGUCCCUGAGGGCACCCGCGGCGCUACCGUUGAGGCUGUCCGUGCGAAGGAUGAUUCGCUGUGGAUUUAUCUUGUGGAGGAUGGGGAGCAAAGGUCGCCGCUACGGGAGGUGACGUGGGCGCUGGAGGAGACGGGCGUUAGGGAUCUGUGGGUUGGGGUUUUUGGGGCGAGGCCGUCUGCUGAGGGGGGCGAUUUAGUGGUUGGAUUUCGGGAUUUUGUUCUUGAUUUGGUUUAAGGCUUGGCUGUUUUUUUUUGAUGGGUGGUCAUUAUUCAGUCGCACUUGUCUAUGGAAGAUUUUGUCUGCUGAUUUGACUUGGCUGCAGGCUGUGGGAGGGUCAGUAUAGAUAAGAAGUCUAUAGUUAAGAGUAUUUGGGGAUGCAGUAACAAGCAAGCUUAUAUAGGAACUUGAGGAGAUAGCUUGUUCAAUACUGCUUCUUUACU